AUGAGGAGGCGACCGGCAGAGUACCGGCGCCAAGUUAGAAGGAGGUUAUCGCAGUGGAUCUGGGCGCUUCUUGGGAUGUUCUUGAUUGCAGGAUUGGUGUUGUUUGUGUUUCACCACAAUCACCAUGAAGAUCAGGUUAAGCAGCCCAUAAUGGGUGAAAAUGCAAUAAAAGAGCCUCUAAACCGUGAGGUUUUGAAUUUUACCAAGGAAAUAUUAAGUGCCAGCUCAUUUUCGCGGCAGUUGGCGGAGCAAAUGACACUUGCCAAGGCUUAUGUCAUUAUAGCGAAGGAACACAAUAACCUUAAUCUUGCUUGGGAACUGAGUAAAAAGAUCAGAAGUUGUCAACUUUUGCUUUCAAAUGCUGCCAUGAGAGGGGAGCCCAUAACAGUAGAAGAAGCAGAGCCAAUAAUCAGUAGCCUAUCAUUUCUAAUUUUUAAGGCACAAGAUGCUCAUUAUGAUAUUGCAACCACCCUGAUGACAAUGAAAUCUCAUAUCCAAGCCCUAGAAGAGCGAGCAAAUGCAGCAACAGUUCAGAGCACAAUAUUUGGCCAGUUGGUGGCUGAAGCUUUGCCCAAGAGUCUCCACUGCCUGAAAGUAAAGCUCACAAAUGACUGGCUUACGCAGCUGCCCCUCCAAAACCUUGCAGAGGAGAAAAGAAACUCCCCUCGAGUCGUGGACAACAACCUCUACCAUUUCUGCAUAUUUUCAGACAAUGUGCUGGCCACCUCUGUGGUAGUGAACUCCACAAUCUCCAAUGCUGACCAUCCAAAACAGCUUGUCUUCCACAUAGUAACAAAUAGCAUCAGCUAUGGAUCCAUGCAGGCUUGGUUUCUAACUAAUGACUUCAAAGGGGCCACUGUUGAAGUGCAGAAUAUAGAAGAGUUCUCCUGGUUGAAUGCUUCUUAUGCUCCUGUUAUCAAACAGCUCCUUGAUCAAGAUUCAAGGGCCUAUUACUUUGGGGCAUAUCAAGAUAUGAAGGUUGAGCCAAAACUGCGGAACCCUAAGUACCUGUCUUUGCUCAAUCACCUCCGCUUUUACAUCCCUGAGAUCUAUCCGCUUCUGGAAAAGAUUGUUUUCCUUGAUGAUGACGUUGUUGUUCAGAAGGAUCUGACACGACUGUUUUCAUUGGAUUUGCAUGGGAAUGUCAAUGGAGCUGUGGAAACCUGUCUUGAAGCAUUUCACCGAUAUUAUAAGUAUAUCAAUUUCUCUAACCCACUCAUCAGCUCAAAAUUUGACCCACAGGCAUGUAGUUGGGCAUUUGGAAUGAAUGUUUUUGAUUUGGUUGCUUGGAGGAAGGAAAAUGUGACUGCACGGUAUCAUUACUGGCAGGAACAGAAUGCUGAUCAGACUCUGUGGAAGCUGGGAACACUCCCCCUGCCCUUCUAG
Messenger RNA from Dovyalis caffra, 1386 nucleotides. The record is from the annotation of a GenBank genome assembly. Lineage: Eukaryota; Viridiplantae; Streptophyta; Magnoliopsida; Malpighiales; Salicaceae.